Messenger RNA from Carassius carassius (crucian carp), 2060 nucleotides. RefSeq lists its product as uncharacterized. The coding region runs from base 2 to 1717 and encodes 571 amino acids. Lineage: Eukaryota; Metazoa; Chordata; Actinopteri; Cypriniformes; Cyprinidae. The record is from RefSeq and is a predicted model, not a curated record. The transcript has 3 exons.
CAUGCUUAUAUUUAACCCUCGUUCUAUUUCCAAAGCUAUGCGUCCAUCCAGUAUUUUGACCUUUGAACCGGGUUUGGAGGCUGGAGUGCCAUGGGGCCGUGAUCUUUUUACUUUUGUGACUUCAGCAGCUGGUCACAUGAUGAGGACUUUGCAAAGACCACGGAAAAACAAGCCAUCAAAACGACAAGUCAAUCAUCGCAGGUUUCUGCACAACAUGAUACAGAGAAAAUUUGCUGAAAUAGAGGCAGCGAACCAUCAGCUGGCGUCUGCUUUAUGUUCAACUGAUAACCCCCCCGAUCAUCUCACUCCCAGAUUAUCUCACAUUGUAACAGACCAGUCACCCAAACCUUCAAAAAAAGCUAUUGAAUCUUAUAUAAAUGCUGACAAAACUGAAGCGCUUCCUGAACAACAAGAGGAUGUGUGUGACCUCUGGACAUUGGACAGUCUUUUGGACACCCGUGUGGCUGAUAAAAGUUUCUCACCGUGCAAGUUCUCCAACAGUAGAAGAAUGAAUUCGAGAACUGAGACGGACGGCAAAGCUUUGGAAAACAUCCCUGCAAGCUCAAUGGAGAAGGACAUCGACUUCAGCUUCAGCUUCGAAAGGCAGCCAGCAUCUACUGAUUUAGAAAGCCUGACACAUAUGAACAACAGUCUCCUAGAGGACAGCGUGUCCUCCUGGUUUGGGUCCACUGAAAGAACAAGAUCAUAUUCAAAACCACGUCUCACCAAGUGCCAUGACGUGAAGUUGCUCCCCACAGAUGUUGAUGUUCAAGACCUGUCACCUCCUUCUCCAGUGAUUUCACUCUUGUCUUUGGAUUCAUGUGAUUUGGAGGUUCAGAUGCUUAUAGAUGCAGAGCACAAUGUGAACCAAAUGCAAGAUGCCACCAUCGGAGAGAGUCUCCAAAUGGAUAUGGUGGAUGACCUUGACCUACUGGAUUGUUCUGGUACUCAUAGAGAUCUGGCUAAAACGGCUGAGUGGAUGGAUCACAGUGAAGAGUUUCCAAGCUCUCUGGAUUCGGAUCUAGAGAAACUAACAGGUUCUGGUGGUGGGGCCAAUAACUCCAUGUCCAAUUUGGGCCAAACAGGUCAUGAAUGUUUUGCUAAUGUUCUCUGUAGUCAAGAGCCAUAUAGAUGUAGUUUCCAUCAUGAAGAAAUAAACUAUGCUAUGAACCACAAUAUGAUUCUAGAAGACUGGUUCGGUCAGGUUGAACCUUGCAUGAAGACGAUUGGAAAGGAGGAUGGUUAUUUAGAUACAGAUUUUUCUGUCAUGGAUGGUAAUCACAUGUUCCCAGUAUUUGAGAGACAGUUGGACCAAUGCAAAAGGAUUCUUUAUGAAAACUGGGAACAACAAUCUCUUAAAAGCUCAUACAAGAACUAUACAAGUCCAGAUCAGAUUAUGAUGCAAGGCACUGGUGUCAGAAAUGUUGACAAAAACACUGUGCAGGUUGAGAAUCUCAACCAGACUUUAUCAGGCCCCCAGUGCCCGAUAACAUGCUGCCUUGAAGGCUUUUGUUAUCAUAAAAAAGACUCUGGUUUUUACACAAAAUUCAGAGGCAGUCACAACUUUGAGGGCGUGGCUACAUCUUUCCCAGCCACACUGCAUAAGCUCCACCCCACUCCAAUUCCGACUCCGCCUCUAGAUGAUGAUUGGUUGUUUGGUAAUAUUGUGGCGGAGGAAGAGGUUAAUACCAUGAAUAAUACAUUUGGAAAGUACUGAUCAGUCACUGGACAGUAAUUGUAUGAACUGUAUUCAUGAAUUUCAUUGUUUGGUAAACUUUUGUGAUUUUUAUGAUAAUUUCUGUGAAAUGUUCAUGUCUGAGGUGUGAAAUAUUCAGUGUUUUCUGAAAUAAAAACUGUAUGAGUAUUGUGACAUAAUACAAAAAGAAAAAAAAGGAAAAAAAAUCCAAUAUUUUAAUGAAUCAAUUUACUUUUUAAAUUUAAACUGAUUUUAUUUAAAGAGCCAGUUCAGUGUUUUAUUAUCUUUGGUCCGAUAUGGUUGGGAAGGCUUAAAAAAAUGCUUUAAAAGUUAUUAAUAUAUUAUUGUAUUUUUGCAUUUAAGU